Messenger RNA from Nematocida parisii ERTm1, 378 nucleotides. RefSeq lists its product as uncharacterized. The transcript has a single exon. NCBI's taxonomy places the organism in Eukaryota, Fungi, Microsporidia. The annotation marks the transcript as partial. The record is from RefSeq and is a predicted model, not a curated record.
GCACUGGCCAGCCUGAACAAGUUGUUCUAUAGUCCGAAUAAUCCCAAACAACAACCUGAAAUAUGUACACACGCACCAUCGUGCACUCUCCUGGGCAGGAAAGGAGUGCCAUGCACAUGUGCCGUGUAUUGCUAUAGAAUAAAUUAUCAGAACUGCGUAUUCAUUCGUAUUGUAUGCACUGCACCCAUAUACAGGCACCCAGCAUUUACUUCUUUUGAUUUAUUACACAGUUCAUUUUCUGUCUAUUGUCUCUUCUAUACACUCUCCAUAUACUACUAUAGACUAUUAGUUGUUUCUCACGCCUUCUCUUUUAUUAUGCCACACAAUCACAUGAAGUGCACCCUGCCACCUUGUAUACAGUCUGUACAUGCAUAUUAG